Molecule: messenger RNA, 1374 nt
Organism: Cyphellophora attinorum
Lineage: Eukaryota; Fungi; Ascomycota; Eurotiomycetes; Chaetothyriales; Cyphellophoraceae
Product: Dosage compensation regulator
Exons: 1
Coding region: 1-1374 (457 amino acids)
Cellular component (GO): intracellular anatomical structure
Molecular function (GO): RNA binding; ATP binding
Source: RefSeq, a predicted model, not a curated record
AUGCGUGGUGGACGGCUUCGUGCCACAACUCUCAGAUGCAGCGGUCGACCUGUUGUCAACGCCUCCUGGACGUCGCGUGGGCUAAAGCGCCGGCAAAUUCAACGCAACGGAAGUACAUUUACUCGUAGCGCUUCAUCCGCCCAGGGACUACAGUGGCGUAUACCAAGCCGUCGAAAUUCGCAACUGCUUCCGACUCUACGGGCAAAUUCCUUUCACAUCAGGUCAAUCGCGACACAGGCUGUCGAGGUCGAGCGCGUAGCCGAAGAUGAAGGCGGGUACGAGCAGGAUCCCGAAAGAGAUGGAGUGCGACCACCCAGAGACCUCGAUUCGUAUAAACUGCUAGAACUAGCCCUGGACCGAAAACGUGCUCCUAGCGGAUCGGAUCCCCGCCAGUCUACUGCGUCAGGACCUCCACCGAAAAGCCACGCUCAACGUGUGACUGAAGCUCAGAACAAAACCUAUACCGGGGUCAUCCCUCCCAAUGUAUUUCCCCAGAUUGUGCGAGCCAUCCGCUCUGCAAGAGUACAGGGCUUGCCUGAUCAGACGGGUGGACUUGUGGGCGAGAGUGAGAAAGUCUCGGCAGACGAAAGAGCUGCUCCAGUCCCAAUAAACAAAUUCAGUGUACGGCGGCUCAAAGAGGGAGCUUCUAUGAGAGCUAGUCGAGAAUGGGCCUGGCAACAGACACAUCCAAAGUAUCUCGCCAAACGCGAAGCGCGCCGCAAGCUGCCAAUAAUGGCCGCGAGUCGCGACAGAGAGAUCAUGGCAGCUCUGACCAAAGCCGAUGUUCUCAUCAUCCCUGGCGAAACAGGGUCAGGCAAAUCCACCCAGGUACCACAGAUAAUCCUCGACUGGGCUACAGAACGCGGUCGCGCGGGCUUUACAAACGUCAUCAGUGCUCAGCCUCGACGUCUUUCAGCCAAGUCCAUUGCAGCUCGAGUAGCUUUCGAACGAAACGAGGAAGUUGGGGACCGAGUCGGUCAUCAAGUUCGAUUUGACAGAGAGGCGCCGCGGUCUUAUGGCGUCGGCAGCAUUCUCUUCUGCACCACUGGUGUCUUGUGGAAUACACUGACAUAUCAGAACGAGUCAUUUUACGACAACUACACGCAUGUCAUCCUUGACGAAGUCCACAUGAGGACUGCUGAGAUGGACAUAUUGCUCCUGACCCUGAGGAAUGAACUUUUCAAACGGCGCGCAGCUGGUCAGCCGUGCCCGAAGCUGAUUCUAAUGUCGGCGACAAUCGAUACGCAGAAGUUUGUGGACUAUUUCACCGUGCCUGGCAAUGAGAGCGCCUCGUUUCGUACGAGCGUUUACUACGUGCCCGGCCGAACAUAUCCAGUUGUCUCGCAGUAUCUCGAGGAUAUGUUGCCAGCCUGA